GCCCAAAGUUUCGAUCCGACUGGAGCUAAAGUAUUUUUUUUCUGGAAAGUGAGCUGCUGAGAUUUGUUGCACGAACAGUGAAUCUCAUCAAUUCGGCUCUUUUUUUUGACUCUUUACACUCGGAAAGAGUCGGACUUUUUCCACCUUUGCCUUUGUUGUUUUUUUUUUUUUUUUUUGUCUUUUGUGGUGACUUUUUUUUUCUUUUUUGUUGUUGUUGAAAAGUCUGGUCCGGACGACAACAUAGAUUCCAGUGUGGAGUAGAUAUGCGCUUUGUUAUACUGACAAGUAUGCAAACGGAGAACAAGAGGAAAAGUGUGUGUUUUACAGCUGAUUUCGACAGCUAACACACUUUGGAAGAUUACAAAGUUCCUCCUCCUCAACUCUAGAAUGACUCCGGAGAACUUUUUCUGAGUGUCGGUCAGAUUUCCUGAUUUCCUCUCGGUCUGGAAAAAAAGUUUGGGAUCGGCUCAAACUUCUUUUUCUCUAUUUUUUUCUCAACUGAAACAUUUUGGGACGCGGAAAGUUUGCUGACAGUUUUUGGGACAAUGGAUCCGAGCCAGCACAACCCCCCUGCCGGACACCAGAUCGUCCACGUACGGGGCGACUCAGAGACCGACCUGGAGGCGCUUUUUAACGCCGUGAUGAACCCGAAAAGUACCAUCGUCCCCCCGUCGGUCCCCAUGAGGAUGAGGAAGCUGCCAGACUCCUUCUUCAAACCCCCCGAACCAAAGUCCCACUCCAGACAAGUAAGCCCGCCCUGUCUCUCCUCGAGCCUUCCCAGAAAUCACGACCAGAGUCAGGCCCAUCCUGUCUGUGGGGGCUCAAGGCCUACAGGAGCCUACAGGAGCCUACGUGACUUAGACAGUUUGGGUUUUUAUUCUAACCUUUAGAUUUCACUCCUGUUGACUGGUUACCAAAUCCUUAAAUGUCAAAUAACCACAACAAAACUACAAAACUUUAAUGGAAUAAUAACAAUCAAGAACUAUUAACUGGUUAAAAAGUUUGUUUACUUUACUUUUGAUCGGAAUUAUCAACAAGUUAUGAUAUUGAUACUAAAAGUGAACACAUUUAUAAAAAACAAACAAACAAAAAAGAAAAAGUGGUGUUGUUUACAAGUAAAAUAAGGUGAAUUGUAGAGUAUCCUUAUAGCAGUUUGUUUGGCCUCAGAGAUAUUUUAUUUGCAUUUGACAGAACACUUGUAUUCUCAUAUUUCAAUAAUAUAAUGAAGUUUAAAGGGUCUGAAACCAAAGUUAUUCCUUUUACAGUAGUUUCUGUAAAGUUUUUAGUUUGUAGUAACAUAAAGUGUCAAAGUUUAAAGUAGAUUUAAGUUGAAAUACUGAAACACAGAGUCUCUAUCACUGAGCUGUUUGCUAUACAAACGAUGUGUAAUCAGAAAUCAUAUGAUGGUUGAAUUAGUCCCAUUUACUCCCCCCUUCUCUCUCCCUAACACCCCCCCCACACACACACACACAUACACACACAACUGUUGCUUGUGGUCUUUGGAGUAUGUCAUCAGUGCGCAUGCGUGUAGCUGUUCAGUCUGUUACACAGGCCUUUCCCAAUCCUCGGAUUUGAUCAAACUUAUAAACAAAUGCACACUGAGAGAAAAACACAGUUUAACUUACUGUAAUAGUGACCUGAAGGCAUGAGGAAUAGAUUUACUGUUACACCAAGGUGAUUGACAAUUAAUGAUUACAUGAAAAUAGUCUUUAUUUUAUUUUUAAUGAUUAAAAAAUGACUCCUUAUGAAAACCAAAAGCAGUGCAGCUAAAGUUUGUAUUGAAAUUAUUUUGUGAUUGUUGCUGUUUGUGUUUUAUUUAUAAUUUGACUCUUUUGCUAUUGUGUUUAGUAAAUUUACUGUGAGUAGGCUACUUUUAAUUGUAUUUAUCAACAAUCAAUAGUCAGUAGUCUUUACCUGAACUCAGCUCACUGACAGUGUUACUAUUUAUGUCUUAUAUAGUCUCAACUCAACUCAACUUUAUUUGUAAAGUACUUUAAAACAACCACAGCUGAACAAAGUGCUGUACAAAAAAACAAUUAAAACAAUGGAUAAAACGAAAGCAGAUAUUAAAAAGUAAAAUAUAGGUUCAAUGUUUUUUUAAAACUACUUUUAAAACAAUAGAAACAAAUAACUAAAAACAAACCAUAAAACACUAAAACAGGAGGCGAGUCUCAUGCAGGGUUAAAAGCCAAUAAAUAAAAAUGGGUUUUAAGACGAGUUUUAAAAAUGGACAGUGUGGGGGCUUGUCUGAUUUGGAGGGGUACAUACUUGUAUAUUAUCUCUUUAUUUUUACAAAUUUUAUGGAUUGUUUAUCUCCUCUUUUACUGUAUUUGCACUGGAGUAAGUAUUUCUGAUUAAACUUAUCUAUGACAGCAUGUUGUCUCACAAAAAAGGACUCAGAGGAAUCUCCACAAUAAUAAGAGAGUUGUUUUUUUUUCUUCUUCUUCCCAAACACAGGCCAGUACCGAUGCUGGGAGUGGCGGUGCGCUCACACCCCAUCAUGUCAGAGCCCACUCAUCCCCAGCCUCCCUGCAGUUGGGAGCUGUAUCUGGUGGCUCCCUGUCUGGCAUGACCCCAGCAGCUGCCUCCCCUCAACAUCUCCGUCAAUCUUCCUAUGAGAUUCCCGAUGACGUGCCCCUGCCUCCGGGCUGGGAAAUGGCCAAAACUGCCUCCGGCCAGAGAUACUUUCUCAAGUAAGUAUUCCAGCGACAAGUGUUUCCUGUACGAUAAAGUCCAGAGAGUAAAAGUAGAUAAAGAAGGAUUGAUAAAGGUCAAAACAGAAAGAAAUUAGGUCAAAUAUACACAGGAGUUCAUGCUUGAGUAAGAUUCAAAAGUGAUGUAAGUAGUGUCAUCAUUUUAAGCUAAAAGGGGAAAUGAUAGCAUCAGUAAUGGCCCAGACAAGUCCAGAUACCAGAGGAGCAGUCUGGAGGCGGGGCUCUCAUACUACAUUGUUUGAAUGCUGAUUAUAAUUUUCCAAUCUGCUUCAACGUGCUAAAAAAGAGACAGUAGCGAUAGUUAAAUUGCAGGCUAUUAAAUUUGGUGGCCUCUGCAAACAAGAGAAGUCCUUAAGGGGUUUGCUGCUGAUGUAUGUAGAGCUCCUGUUCUGGGUCUCAGGUUUCAGUAGAAACAAUGGAUCUUUGUAGCUGCCCAGACAGCAAAAAGACAGACAGCUCUGCAGAACUCAUCCGCCAACCAGCAGAUCUCCUCCACAUUACUUCAGCUCCAAAGUGAACCCCUUCAGAUAAACGGUAGCAGGUCGACCAGACUGCUUCGUGUCUAUUUCAGGAUAUAUCACUAACUCUCUGGGGUGUGAAGGUUUCAUCUUUAUUCUUUACGGCUGUCUUUUAAUUUGUCGGUCGUAGCUGCUGUCAGUUUCUAUUAUCUGCAGUUAUGAGGAAAAGUCACUGAGUUGUUCGUAAAAGUGACAUCCUAGUUAAAUAUUUAAUCUGCCUAUCAUAAAGUUAAUAAGACACCCUGACACCCGUGUUUGGGUGGUUUGAUAUCGAACGCCUUAUUCAUGCUCCUUUUGUCAGUUUCACUCUCUGACAUGGCUUCAGAUGGGCAUGAUAGCCUCAAAUUAACUUGCCUCACAAAAAAAGCUUUCAGUACCAGAUGUUUGAAGGCCUCACAUCUGGUGAACAUCUGGUCCAUUUUGAUGGGGCUCUUCUGAAAUUAUCCAAAAGGACUGAAGACAGAGAAACACGGAGAAAACACUUUUCCUUCUCGCAGACUCUCCUGUGAUCGGCGCCGUUGUUUUAAAACUGACCGAGAUAAAGAGUGAAGACACAAGGAGGCGAUUUUCUUCACUAAAUCUGAUUGUCCAAACUUAAUUCGAGCCGAGUUUGUCCUUCUAGUUCAAGCAGAAACUUGCAGAGGCUGUAAGUUUGUACGAAAACAAACACAGUGGCCCUGAUGUCCUUGAAUUGAUUUUAAUUCUAGUCAUAUAUAAAGUCUAUUAUCAUCAACCAAAAGCAGACCGUCUCAACAAAAAGAGAGUGUAAUCGAACUCCUGGGUGUCAAUCUCUUGGAUUCUUGGAAAACAGUUGUGUAGCUGUGUGUUUAAACUGGUUUGUUACACAGCUAGUCCAAGAGUAGUGCAGAGUGUUUGUGUUAAAGCGAGAAAAAACUCCAGGAGAUAUCUUCAUACAGCUCACAUCAAAGUGCAGAUAUUUGAUCUGGAGCACAGCCGGCCUCAGCAGAGCUGCUGGUAAAGACACUCCCCUAUUUAUAAACAGGAGUAGUCUGAGCGAGACAUGUUGCAGGAGGAGGAGUGAGGACGAGUGAGUGAAAGAGUGUGUGUGUGUGUGGGUGGAUGAGUGGGGGUAGGGAGUCGGUCACCAGCUCGCUGAGAGUGGGGGCUCACAUUUCACUCAGGUGACUGCUGUUGUCCUUAGAGAUAAAUCAACCCGGAGUGAAAGUUUUUUUGAAAGAGUCGCUCUCUCUCCGCUCCUGUCCCCUUCAGUUUUACUCGAUCGGCGUCUGAGUCACAGCAGCCCUCAAAUACCGAUGUCCCACUCCCUUUAAAAGCACGACUCUGUUGGGUAUGAAUGGAGCCGUGGCGCUGUGAUGGUGCCUCUUUUGUAUCAAUGAAGUUAAAUGGCAGCCAUGUGGAGAUGACUAGUGGAGGGGCCAAGAAAAACUCCAGCCCUCCCUUUGUCCCAGCUGUGAAACAGUGAUCUUUAUUCAGACUACAGGCCUGUUGGGACUCAUGUGAGCCCUCCCAAAAUAGAUAAAUAGUUGACAUGAAUUUUAAAGAUGGGGUUGAAAGAGGCAGCAGCUUUCUGUUGUUUCACCUUUUAUUCUUCACUCCAGAAAUGUGACGCUCAUGUUGAUGGUGGAGUUUUGCUAGCUGGUGUCAGAACACCUUUCUGUUUUGACCCAGAGUGAUUUUGCAGAAGCUUAAGCAGAAAAAUAAGUGAACUAAGACACACACACACAAACACACACACACACACACACAGUGCUGUUCUGCCCUGCUUGCUCCACUGUGUCUAACUGACCCUGUCUCACCUGCUUUACUUCUUUGACUUCCUCCAGUGUCAGCUUAUGGUGCGACGACUACAGAUAUUUUUUUAAACUGUUUUUCCCCGUGUAAAAAAAAAAAAAAAAAACUUUAACAGUGGAGGUUUUUUUGAGUGCAAAAACAGUGGAAAAUGCCAACACAAGCAUGCCAGGCCUGUAGGUGGCAGUGGUGUGAAACCGGUCUGUUAUGUCAAACACUGUAGAGGAAAACUUCCUGUGUGUAUCGUGCAACUUCGAGUGCAAGUGGCGAUUGUAAACAGUGUUUUUAAAGAGUGUAUGAGGUGGAUAAUAACCGCUGGGCCAGUUAUCAAGUUUAUUAUAAUUGUAAAGUAAAGCUAGGUUUUCUUGUAAAUACACAAUAAACCCAUCAAGCAGAGGUAAAUCAGUCACCAGCCAUCUCGGUGCAUGUGCAGAUACACAACAAAACACAAGUUCAGGUAAAGUCAGCUGGCAUUUCCCAAAACUUUUCAUUCACACAAACAAAACUUUUAGAUUUUAAACCCUUCUUAAAAGUUGCUUUAAAACGCCCCCAUUUUCAGUUCGGACCAGAGAUCGAAUACAGAGGUAAAAAACAACAACACUUUCAAAAAUAUCCUCAUAUGUGGACCAGGGCCAAGUCCCACCAUCAUGCCUCAGUGAUAUUGGUACUGAAGAUGAGAUGUUAUGGCAGCUUAUGUGAUGUUAAAAAGACUUUUUUGUUUGGCUCUGAAAAAGUUUUAAGAAAGUUGACACAUGAAUUUGGUCGAUUUUACAAACUUGCCAAACAAAUUUUAUUACCCCUUUUAAAACAUAUUAUAUUUCUGUUGCUCCUCAUAACAUUUGAAGAUGUUGCUGUAAUCACUGACAAAAUAAAGGGUUUAAGGGUUAAAUUAUUGGACAGUCUAGACCCUGAUGAAAACAGGGGUGAUCCAUGAGUUUUAUUUUUGUGGUUGAUACUUUCUAUAAAUCUGAAAACCUUGGGCUGAGAGUGAGCUGGGACACUGUCAACAAAGACUGUUGACCUUUCCUCUUCUUUCUUUCUUGCAGCAGUUUGCUGUGGCCUUUGAUUUAUGGCAGCAGGGAGGGAGGGAGGGAGGGAGGGCAGGGAGGUUGGGUCACCUUGCUUGGUGCUGAGCCGGGGGCAGGGCCAGUCUCUUGGGCUGGGUCAUAAACUAAUGAAGGUUUCUAAUUUAGACACACCGGUGAACUAGGAGGGGUAAUCACCGUUUCCGGGUGCUUAUUAAAUGCAGCUUUGAAUGAGCUUUUAGUCCGUGGGAAGUCAGCCUUAAGCAGAGGAAAGCUUUGGGGGAGCAGCUAUUGUCUGGCCUCAGGGGCAGGUAGAGCUGUGUGUUGAUGGACACUUUUGUCUUCUCUCCAUUGGAUCUUAAACUGUUUGGAUGAGUUUGGUUUCCCACGACCAGAAAUGUCUGAUUUCUAUCUCUCCUGUGAUGAUGAUCAAUCACAGUGACCAGAGUUUCCCUCAGUUUUACUCCUUGUAUCGUAUCAGUGGCUCUAACUUUGAACACUCCACACAACAUUAACCUGAUAUCUAGUCUGACUUAAGUGUACACUAUCUGGGGUUUCCUGAACAUCUGUUGCCCUGAACACAAGUCAAAGACAGCUGCUGUAAGAGCAGAAGGAUCAAAGUUUGAUCUGCUGUUUUGUAUGCAGCAGAUAUCUGCGUCAGUCCUGAUUUGGAUUAAGAGAUUAUGUGGGGACUUCCAGCAGCUGAUUGUGCCUUUUUUUAAUAUCCAGCUUGUAAAAACUAAAAGGGGUGUUUCUUUUUUUAAACCCUCACCAACUCAUGAUUUCUAGUGAAGAAAAUUACUCUGACAGGCGCUGGAACAGAAAGAUGAGACUCUGCAUGAACUUCUAUGUAGUUUUCAGUCAUGUGAAAACAAUGAACAUGGCUACAACACACCUGUGAAUACUGAUCACCUUAUUUAGUAUAGUUUGUGUCAGCUAUGACCAAGCUGCAAUAAACUGACGCCACUUGGUCAGUCCCAAAUGGUGCUGGGAAGAGCGGGCUGUAAGUCCGCGUGAAGCCCUCAUUUGGAGCAACUUUGUGUUUGACAAACUUUUGGUUUAUUGACCACACACACAGACAAGGCUCUUCCUGUUCAACUGGGGCCUGUCAGCUCAGCACACAAAUGGGACUGUGAGAAAGUCAGGCUCGUGUUUACCAAAGUCUUGGUGCAACACCUCUGUUCCAGACAUCAAUGCCUCCACUGUCAGUGAGGGCAUCUCCACAGAGAUGUAGUAUCUGAGAGGUGGUUUGGAGAUCCUUAAGUGUGAGGUAGCCAACAAGAAAACAGACGGAGUCAAUCGUAUUUUGUUCUUGACUGAUUUAUUUUAUACUGUACUCACUAAUAGUCUCUGUACUUUGUAAAUAACUUGAUCCAUGAAGAAGUGUGAUGAUAAAACCCCUCAAAGGGAAACUUAAAAACACAAUGGGGUCACAGAGGUUGCCCCAAUAAUCUCUCUUGAUGAUGUCCUGCUGAUAGAGAGGCAGCCGGUGGAACACAGUGGAGGUGGUCAUCCUCAUCUUAGGAGCCUGAUUACAUCUGGCCUCCCUCAGUGCGCUUUUCAGCCAUCUGCUUCAACCACCUACCAAGCAUUUACUCCCUGGGUGGAGCCACUGUGGCCUGAGGAUCCCAUUUUUAACAUUUGACAACUCAGCUGUGGGGCGUGUUUCAUCACUGUGCUGAACUCCCCAUAACUCCACUCCCAUGUUUAAACACAAGUGAGAUUCAACGUCUGACAUCUUACUUUGAAGGGAAAAGUUUCAGUGGGAUAAACAGUCGAUCGGCGUUUGGAGUCGAGUUUGGAUCUUCUUCUGAAAACAACUCUGUUUUUGGUUGAAAACUGAGCAGUUUGUGUGUCGUACUGAAAUCAGACGCAGCGUUCAGUUUUCUUCACUUAAAUCUCGAUGACAGUUUUAACCUUUUCCCCGUGGCUGAAAAAACUCGUGCGUCCGUAAUCUGCGUCUUAUUCCUGAUAGAGAUGUUCAUGAAGGUCGAUGGGGAAGAUUUUCCACAUGAACUGCGCAAGAAGGUUAGACGGCAAAUCAUUAGAGCAAAGUCAAGUUUAGUCUUUAUGCGAAAGGUCCCCCCUCCCCGCUUUUUCUCAGCAAGACACAUUAUAAAUAACACGGGCACAAUAAACGCCACCUUGAUAAUUGGGCCAUCAGUCAAGGAGAUGUCAAGUGUCUGGGUGGAUCAAGAGUCCCACUCGGUGCUCAGCUGAGCCGCAGUCCACCAUGAUGACAGCCUGAGCAAAAAUUAGCAAGUAAAGCACCACAGAGCAGACAACCCUCUUGAUAACGGGUCGUGUUUGAACCACAGUGUAGUACCUGCUCAUUUAUAGAAGCUUCUUUUUCUUCUGAUGGGUCACAGAUUAAAUACUCAGAGGGUAACUCUCUACGAUUCAGGAGUAAUGUUAUCUGAAGUCUCGACUCAGUAUGGAAAUAAAGUUAAGCUAGCUGCGGCUCUGUGUUUCCAUGUGCAGCUAAGUCACUUAAAUUACUGGCUAAACCCACAGGAUCCGGACCGGCAGGCGGAUCAGAUCCGCAAGCAUACAGCGCCCACUGGAUCUGAUCCGCCUCCGCCACCAGAGGAGAAGCGCUUGCAAGAUUACCAAUAUUUCUUGCGAGUAUUGACUUUAUUUUAUUUUGAAAAUUAACCGGAUUGGUGUAUAUAAAUGGCAGUAUAUAUAAACACCCACAUCCCACAACCCUGGCCUCUCCUAUUAUCAAGUUAAGAACAGUUCAACAUUUUGACUUUAUUUUAUUUUGAAAAUUAACAGGAUAUUUUACUCUGUAACCACAUAAAACUUGCUGCUCUCGCUGCACUGCACCGAAUUGAUGCGCCGUGCUCUGGCGUCCCGCAAAAAUAGAAGCCUUGCAUGGAGUGGAGCCGUUCCGGACCCUGUGGGUUUUGCCCGUUAGGUUGACCAUACGUCCUCUUUUACCCGGACAUGUCCUCUGUUUUGUACGGAAGGUUUGAGUUUGUGUCACAUGGACUUACUGGGUUAGAAGCACAUAAAAAAAAAUCGACCUGACCCGAAAAACCCUCGAAAUUUACUCCACACGACUUUGCGACUCCGGCCCUGCGUCGUCGUGUCCUCUUUUUGGAAAUCCAGAAUAUGGUCACCUGACUUAAAUGCAUCUGCUCCGUACAAAAGCAUCAGACAAGAAUAGAUCUUUGAGAGAAUAUGUCUGCUUCAGCUGUUUACAAUCGCUCUUGUUGCCAAAACAAUCAACAAACAAGCUAACAAGAAGCUAACUCCGCAGCUCUGUACCUCAGAAUUUACCCUUGUUUACUCUUUCUUCAUCUUUUGUUGAGGUUAAGUUGACCACCUGACUUCGUCCACACAUGUUUGAGAGGACUGUUGAGCAUAGAUCAGUUCUGUUUGGACUAUUCCCCCUGGUUAGACACAAACGUUAGCGCUAACAAACAUUAGCAUGUUGGGAAAAAAAGCCUAAACAUCAUCUUAUUUGGUCCAGAAAGUAAAUGCAUCAUCCGUCUUCUUGCUUGACCCACAAACAGUUUGAGUCAUGUCCACUACUUUGCCCUCGGGUUUACGGGGGAGGGGCUGUGACCAUCCUGCUGAGCUCGCCGCGGUGUCAGAGACAUGUAAAGACAACACCGAGCAGUUGUGACUGUCGAGGUUGCAGAUCAUCAGCAAUUCCUCGCAGCAACUGGUGGCCUCCAGCCGCCCCAACAGUUGCCAUGACAUUGUUUUGUUUAAUGUUUCGCCUGCAGGAAGUGGAGUACGGCUCUGACCAUAUAGCGUUCGGGGCUAGGUUGAGUAAAUGGAUUAUCUUUCCGUUUUAAAACCUGGUGAUAAAUGACAGGCUCUUGGUAACUCAUUGACCACUUCUCAGAGUUCCCACACACAGACUCUUUGAAUACACUGACCUGCAGCUUCAACACUGCGGGGGCUCGAUCACGUGCUCAUCCCUGUCUCCUCUGUUUUGAACUUUUGUUUACAUCUGUUCUGAUUGAUUUUGGCGAGCCCUUUAAGCCCGGGUUUGAUAGAAAACUCAAUAUUUUGACUUUAAUCAGAGCUCAAAGAAACACAAGUUCAGGGGGAGACGGAGAAGUCGAUGAUGAUGAGAGAUCUCCGAGGUUGGUCCAGUUCUGCGGAGUUUCGGUGUACCAGGAUGUGCAGGCCUCUCAUUUAUGAUAAGCCCUCCCUUUCCUUAUCCCAGAGCUCCUCUCCCAGUCUCCUCCCCUGUUCUCCCCUCUUCAAUAAUAAAUGUCAUAGUUUCCAGAGUGGGAAGGAGGGAGAACAGGGGGGAGGGCGGACGCUCCGAGUGUAACAAGACCACAGCAACUCAUGCAGCCAAUGGAAUUCAGGGGGAUUGCUUCUGUGGAUGUUUUUUUCCUCUUUCACCCUUUUUUUUUCCUUUUCUUUAGUUGUCUCUCCCCGCUCCCUGUGACCCCUCUUUCUCAAGGGGCCCCACCAAUCUGAGCAGUUCCAGCUAUUUAGCUUGGUUUGGGUGUGUGUGUGUGUGUGUGUGUGUGUGUGAGGGCUGGGGGGAGGGUUCGGUGGGGGAUUUGGCAGCUCCUUUGAUCACUAAAGCAUAAACAAGAGGGGGCUUCAAAAUGGGUUGCAUUGUGUUGAGGGGGGUGUGCUGAGUCAGGCCCUCUCGCUCUCUGGCCUGGGACAGAGCGCAGACAGGCGGGCUGGGAUUACCGCAGAGGCCAAGAGAAACUCUCUGAAUCUCUCACUUCAGUCAGCUGUUCCAAAAUCUGGGCUAAUGGCGUUAUGGGAUCAAGUUAACGGCGAGAUGUAAAGAGGCUGAGGAGGUGGAAGAACACAUUCAGAGGCCGAUACUGAAAAUAGAUCCGCAAGAGUUCGAUUAACCGCUUUUAAAGUGGUUUUAUUUUGUUGUUUGAAUCGAUUUAUAGUAUGAGUUUGAGAGAUGUGUUGUGCAGAUUUGGUGUGUAUUGGUUCGAGGUGUGUGUGUGUGUGUGGGUGGGGGGGUCCCUUAAAGGGGAUGUUUUAAAAAACAAAAACAGAACAAGUGAAUAGCGGGGUUUUAGGUCGUAGCUCAGUCUGUGCCUUUGUCAAGCAGGUGAAAGCUUUGUAAAUGUGGCGCCAGAUUGUUAAAGCCCCUGACACUCCACAGUGUCCGAGCCACUUCCAGGAAAAAGGACCCCCUGCGUUGAGCCCUGGGACUGACCCUCCCUCAAUAGAGAGGGUCCUGCUCGGGAGAGGAGGGCUUCCUGUAUUAGCUUUCCAUCUUAAUCAAGCAACAAGUACCAACAAAGCACUAAUUAUCAAUGCCUUCACAGAAUGAAACACAAUGCCCCUCCCCCGGUCCCCGCUCCUGCCCCGGCAAAGACGAGGAGCCGUAAAAUAGACGGGGCUACACUGUCUGACGCCGCGAUCAUUGUUUUCAAACCAGUCGUAGUUUUUUUUAAGACAUUUUUAAUCAGGCGAAAAGUUAAACGUUUUAUUUCUGCAUUUCAGUUCAAAACAAGCUCCACUUUUUCCUACCUUGAGUGAAAAUAUCCUGUUUAAUCCACACUAAGAAUGAGAGCCUUGUGUGACAGCUGAGUUUGGCUUCCUGUAAAGUCAUGGUUUACAGAAAUCAGGAGUCACAUUCAGAGUUUUUAUCAAAGAGCUUGUUGAAGCUCCUAUGACUCAUCAGUUCCUGUAUGUGACCUGGUUUUUUAGACUCGUUCGAGCCCCGGGUUUGAACUCACUUUCAAGUACAUUUAUGCUGAUUUCUCAGACUAAUAUUGACCUGAUCUUGUCUCCUUACAGCCACAUCGAUCAAACCACUACUUGGCAGGAUCCUCGCAAAGCCCUGCUGCAGAUGAACCAGGCCGCCCCGCCUAGUACUGUACCGGUGCAGCAGCAGAACCUCAUGAAUCCUGCCAGUGGUGCGUAAAAACUCUGACUUUGAUAUUAUUUCUGCACAUUUUCUGACUCUUAAACCCUCGCAGUGUAAGUCAGGAGCAGCCUCGUCUAGUUCUUACAUGUCACUGCGUCUCUGUGUAUCUCAGCUCUGUCCAUGCAGUAGGAAUUUGCCCUAGGUGAGGUAAGACAGGGGGAGAACGUGACAGGUCCUGUCUGACAUGUUUAGGUUCUGCGUGAGUCACGGAUUACAGAAUUUACACAUGAAGUACCUCAGUGUUUCCAAACCAGCGGGUCUCUAAAAGUAAAUAAACACGCUUUUCAGUCAGUUCUGAUGAAGAGGGUUUCUUACACUCUAUACGCUGUCGCUCGUAGAUGAAAAUAUAGUAAAAAUAAUAAAACAAACCCAGCUGAGAAAAACAGGAAGUUACUCUUAUCACAAAUUUCUCCACCCAGCCUUUUUUAAUUUCUAUACGAUGUCCUCUUGUCCUACUUUAGGAGCGCCUCUAACUAUAACCCGCUGUAAUUACGCCCAAUUAAAGUAAAGUAUCGGCUUUAAUACGAGUAAUUAUAGCAAUACAGAGGAAUCGGAGUAUUAAGUUAACCGCCGGCAUCUCCGACAUGACUUUUGCUUGUCUUCCCUCAGGUCCUCUCCCUGACGGCUGGGAGCAAGCAAUUACAUCAGAGGGAGAAAUUUACUACAUCAACCACAAGAACAAAACCACAUCCUGGCUCGACCCGCGACUUGACCCGCGCUUCGGUGAGUUCUUACGGACAUGUUUUCGAUUACAGUUGAAUAAUCGUAUAUGUUGUUUUUGUAGAAAUGCGAAGUGAAACCGUGUCUGCAGGGAAAAGUUUGUUUUUAUCACCCCCUUUGUAAAACUUAUUUCGAGUCUCCAUGAUUCAUCGUUCACUUUAACUCACCGCAUUGUUUCAGCCUGAAUAGUCAUACCAUUGUUUGUUAAAAACAGAUUUCACCAAACCCCCCACCCACCCACCCUCAAGUCUGCACCUUACCUUUUGUCAGCCAUUUUAGUGUCGGAGCAACAGCUGAGUUGGCCAUUAAUCCCCCCGGGUCGAGCUAAAGUUUGACAGUUGGCUCUCAGUGAGCGGUGGCCGGCUCUGGUGAAUUAGUGACAGGACCAGGUACAUGCGUUGUGAUUCCUGUGUGGCCAUGGGAAUGAGCUAAAUCUCCUUUUGAGAUGAAGGUCUCUGCUUAUGUCACUCUGACUCAUUUACGCUUCAGGUGCCAUCCUUUCAUUACGGCGGCGGCGGCGUUCCCCAGGGAAGCUCACUGCGGUUCACAAAGGCAGCAUGCGUGAAUCAGCACGCAGGCUGUUAUCCUGUUUAAUGUUAGUGUUACUUUUUAUCGAGGCCGGACGCUUUAAGGGAACUUCUUCUUUUUUCUUUCUGAGAGCAAUUGUGCGUCCGACUCUGAGAGUAGUCAGGAAAGUUCAAAACAGAGUUGUAAGGGGAGCGGGGCAGCUGGGAAGAGAUGGCGGCUCUGAUCGGCAAAACCUCUUUGAAGACUUAUAAGUCUUGAACACACAAGGCUGUGGGGCCUCUGAGAGCGAGGGAGAGGGAAACAGAGAAGAUGUUAACUCAUUAUGUGCCAUAAAACAUGAUUUCAUAACAAACAAAAAACACGUAUUUGUACUCCAGGAUCACAUCUUCAUGAUUUAUCGUCUAAAACUUAAUAAUGCAGAAAAGCGUAAAGAUGAACUUGAUAUUUUGGGGUCUUAAUGGGCAUAUUUCACUCUAUAUUCAUGUGUAGAUAUGUGCUCCUCUGAUUCUGUCCAAGUCCUCCAUACCGCUGCUAUGUAGGUCCGCAAUCAUAAGCAGGCUACUUUGAUAAUGGAGGCUAAUUUGAGCUCGGAGAAGAAAAGCAGCAGAGCGCCUUUAACUGAGGCUUGUUGCCGGCUGGCUUUCCCCUACGUGAGGCCCAGCGCAGGCACAGCUCCAUUCUGCUGCAGCUCCAGACAGACUUGAAUCUCUGCCAGGCCUCUUUAUUCUGUGGUCCAACUCUUAAUCUGUUCCAGACCUUUUCAGUCAAAGAACUCCAAUGUGAAAGGAGAGGUGGGGGGCAGGGAGAGGCAAGGCGAAAGGGGAAGAAAGAAAAACGGGGGAACAGAGGGAAAACGCCGACGGGAUAAGCAUGCAUCCUCUUAAAGAUCCAAGGAGGCGGUGAACGGCGGACAAGACAUGAGUGCACUAUGGCCGGGUUCAAAAAGGAGGGGAUGGGGGGGGUCUGCCUAUGUGUGUAUGAUGUUUUCUUUAUGUUACACUCUGGUGGAGCAGCAUGGAAAACAUACUCGGAGGACAUUUGAGGUCACACAGGGAUAGAUUUUCUCCCAGAGUGAAAGUAAAGCUGUUUACCAAACACACAUGGCUACAUUAUCUGUCAUGUGAUGCUUUUUGCCUCAGCUCUCGGAGCGCGUUACCAAAAGAGUGUGCACCUUAUUAAUGACGUCAGCGCAUGAAUUUGGUGAUCGGCCAACGAAAGUCAGAUUGGAUCCUCUAUUUGUUUUGGAUUUAUCUGAACUUUUAAGGUCUCUGUCAGGAGAUAAAUAAAAUAUUAGUGUUUGAAGUAUCCAGCCUUAAAUUUCCAAAAUAUUCCUGUUUAUUUUGGUCCUUUAGAUAAAACUUUUCCCUUCAUCCUCUGAGGAUGAGGUGCUGAGGCGAGGUGGUGGAGCAAAGUCAUUUCACUCUUCAUCACUCUUUGGUUGUUCUGAUUUUACUCAUGCUGGAGUGAAGGUUGUAGUUUUGGAUAGUUUACUGAUAGAACCAGACACCAGCAAAGCAAGGCGAUCAAGAUGAAGAAUAUAUAUUUCCCAUUAUCUGAUGUUUUUUGGUGAUUAACAUAACUUACCUGCAGCCAAGGGGAUUCAUGACAACUGUUUUUUCCAGCAGUUCACAGUAGGGAUGGGCGAUAUGGGCUAAAAAAUUUAUUACAAUAAGUUUUACCAUUCUGGCGAUAAUAAUAUAAAUCCAGAUAAAAAAUAUUAUAAUUCCAAUCGAUGCUUUUGACUCAUUUUGUCUUGAAAACACCAGCUGGAGUAGCCAAAUAAGAUAAUGAACCACAAGUUUGAGUGUUAGGUUAUGGAGAAAACUAUUGACAUCAAACAAGUCUCAUAUUGAAAACAUUGUUGAAACUCUUAUUGCACAGAGUGAACAGCAGCAGAUCUACUGUCUGAUGUCAGACAGACCUUAAUUGGACUCAUCGAAACCCCUCUUCAUCACCUUCGGCCAUUUUUGUUUCUUAUUCUGCUCUGUGUGGACUACGGCUGGAAGUCCAUGGCACGCUCUUACGUCAUCAACUUGCAUUUAUCGUAUUUAUCAUGAGACAUUAAACAUUUAUCAUGGAGGAUUAGCUCUAAUAAAGAAAAUAUACAAGUUUCUUCAUUGACCAAAGACCCAAAGAACGCUCCAUAGACAGUGUAGACCGGGCUUUUACUUUGAAAAGCGUUUUGGAAGUACUAUCAUAAUAUAUGACACAAAUAUAGCAGAUACUGAGCCAAUACAGUCCUCGACUUAUCAUCAGGGCCUGAACAGCCUCCAAUCUAACACACUCCCUGCCUGCAGUGCCAGGUACAGUUGGCUGUGGACACACAAUAAGAUCGGGGUUUACUGUACCACGCUGUACCAAACCAAACCGGACCGUGUUGCAUCUUGAGUAUUUUUGAGCACUGAUCCUUUAGAGGUUAACUCAUCACAACCUCAAAACAAACCUGGUUUAACUCCGACAGGUACAGCACUUGAUCUCCCCACCAUGCGAACUACGUCAGCUCAAACCUUAAACCUCGACAGUCUCAGUAUCACAUCCAGACUCUUUCUCCACAUCGCCUAUCUGCAGUCCCUCCAAACUUGUUAAAACAAAAGCAGACAAACGUUAACAAAGCCUUCAAAAGGAGUUGUGCCCCACAAACUCGGAGUUCUUCCCACAAACGGCACACCCUCACUUCUACCUGCCCCAGGUGAUCCUGUGGUGUAAUACGCCUGCGAGCGCGAUGCCUGAUAAGACCUCGUGUUGGUGGCUCGCUGUGUUGAAGGAGUGCGUGAAGAAGACAAAAGGCAGACAGCAUUAACUUGUUUCUUAUCUGCCCGGCCCACCGCCUAUCACCGCCUGUAUGUGCUGCUGACUUCAACCAGCCCUUCACACACACACACACACACACUGUGACUUCUCCUCCCGACCUGCUUUCAUGCUAUCAAUCUGGCCCUGAACUGAACCUGUCCUUUGCUCCUAUCUCACCCACAUAUGUAAUUCUCUGCUUCGAUAUGCUCUUUGUUUGUGCAUAUUUCCUUCAGUCACUCUGGUUACUGUCGACUGUUUGGUCUGGGAGGAAGUCCUUGACUUUGUGCGUAUCGCAGCCAUACUGCUCUUCAGGACUGAAAUGUAUUACUUGUGUGCGAUAUUUUGACUCCUAUUGAUUUUGAAAACACUGUUCUUAUAAGAAAACUACAUCUGGCGUUAAUAGAAGAAUUUAUGAGUGCAAACUUUUCCCAAAUCUGGUGUUUUUCCUCUGAAGUUUUUGGCAUUGUGCGUCAGUGAAUCUUUCUCCGCACACCUCCACUCACUUUUCAACACAUGCCGUUCUUCAAAGCUCAGACUUUUAUAAAUCUACAGCUGUGUAAAUCAUCCAUGUGCUGGAGAACAGCUGAUGGUGCCCUGAUGGAGGAGUAAUCCAGCCUCAAAGGCGUCAGUAUCAGCCAAAGAUAAGACUCAGGGAGAAGUCACACACUCCUCUGGUGCUUCAGUGGAUGUGUGUGUGUGUGGGAGAGAGGAGGUGGAGGCUCCAUGACUCUGUGUGAGUUUGUGUGCAUGGCGUAUGUGCUGCUGGGGUGGGGUCGAUGGGGGAGGCAGCCUGGAAAGCGAGAGAGAGAGAGAGGGGGGUGGGAGGCAGGGUAGGGCGGGGCCACCCAAGCUUCCCAGGGAGAGCCCUGAGCCGUGGUUCAUUCAGCUCCUGAGAUAGUGUAAACAGACAGUGAUUGAAUGGUGAUGAGAAAGGUGCCGGGGCGGGCAGUGGUGGCCUCGCAUGAAAACUGUUCCCCCGUCAGGGCUUUGUUUUGGUUGGUGCUUCUGUCGCGAAAGCAAACAGCGCUCCUCAUUGGUUCCAUUCCCGUUACACCCCUUGUGGUCGAGCACAUUUGCUUCUCUUUCUCCUCUUCAGUGAUAAAACGUGUGACCUACUUUGCAUGCAAAGAUGACUGUGUUUGCUGUUUAUUAGACCCACCCUCGCCGGAGUGAAGAAUAACAAAGAUUUCACCGGGGAACAGCUGUGUUUUCAAUCCACACACAUUUGUUCUGAUCAUGUAAACACGCCGUCAGCGCACAUCCCCGAUCGCCGAUUUUGGGUCAGAGAGCCUCGAACCCGACGGUGAAACGGUGUUUACAGGAUCUGACGUUUGUCCACUUUUAAUUAAAUUGUUUGAUCUCACAUUUAAUCCAUUAAUUGAGUGGAGGUGAAGGAGAAGGAGCAGUCGGUCUGUGGGGAUAAUCUGUAAUUUGUUUAGAAGGAAACCAAACGCACACAAUGAAAGGAUAAAUCAUAACUGAUGCAAUUCACAACACGCAACUAACAAAGCCUGUCUUAGUCAGAGAGUGGGAGGGGAUCAGGUCUUACAGGAAUUGUGCUGGUUUUUCAGACACUCAAAGGCUGUAAACUUGUGCUGGGACUUCCCUCGUCCUACACAACCUGCUGCACUGGCUCGCUUCUUUUACAAGUUCAGCGCCGAAGUCGUCCGUCUUGUUAUGCAGCGUUUAAAUGCAACCAAGCAUGGUGUACUGGUGGGGCUGCAGACGCUGAAGUUUGGUUGUUCUCAGCUCAGAAAAUAUGUCCCAGCAUUUAAAUACCCACCUUACUGUCCCCAGAUUAAGAGUCUCAAUAUGCAAAUUUUAAAAAACGACGAACGUUGCAUUUUAUUGACCGACUCCUCUUUGUUUUCUGCAGCCCUGAACCAGCAGAGGAUCUCCCAGAGUGCACCAGUGAAGCAGGGAGGCCAGCUGCCUCCUCACUCUGGAGUCAUGGGAGGCAACAACCAGAUGAGAUUGCAGCAGAUCGAGAAAGAGAGGCUGAGACUGAAGCAACAGGAGCUGCUUCGACAGAGACCACAGGUGAGGAAUCAGGAAGUCCACCUGACCUUUACGACGAGGUCGAGACUCUCAGCUCGUCUCUGUGAGCGUCCUGUGAGACGUUUACAUCCCUCUAAGACUUAAUGGACACCUCGACCGGGCUUUUAAAUAUGACUCAUCCGUCAUUGGUACAGCGGUGGAGCUUAAGCCCUUUUGAUCGGUUUUUAUUGUUCCACCACCCUCCAAUGAAGCCUCAUGAGUCAUAUGUGGUAAUUUUAUCACUUCCUAACGGUGAUGUGUCAUCACUGCGCCGCCCACACAGGGCGGUGCGGCCAAAUCCAGUAGUUUACUCAAGGCUGUGUCAUAACAGCAGAAACAGAGCUUUAUGGUUAUGAAUGAGGACUCUGGCCGUGUUGUUUACUGUGCCAUUCAUUCACACGGGUUGUUUGAAGUUCACACUGUAGGAAGUGACCUGAGUGUGCACACACACACACACACACACACACACACACACUUACAGGCUGUAGAAAGAAAACGAUUAUAACUGAACUGUCCUGACUGGAAGUCCUCAGAGCACGCCCGCCGUACGCCUUAUUAACAUGGAUUCUAUUCAUAAUAGAAACCCCGGCGAGCAGGGUCACAUACACAGAUCUGACAGCCAUGCUAAAGCCUCACACUGAUUUAUCUGGAUGCUUUUAUCCUCUAUUUUCAGUCCUAGUGAGUUUAUUUAUAAAGUGCCUUUAAGAAGACAGCAGCCAAUCAAAGUGUUGUACUACGACGGAGUAUUAGAGCCACAUUAAGAAAAGAAAAUGAAGACUUCAAGAUUAAAAUUGUUAAUUUAGGAGAAUUAAGUCAAUACUUAUGAGAAUAAAGUUGAGAAACAUAUAUUGAAGUUCAUUGUCACGAAAUUCUCCAUGGCUCUCAUUUCAACAACUGUCAUCUAGAAUAUAAGGACUUUUUAUUCUCGUAAGUUAACGACUUUUAUCUCUAAACCUUUUUUUUUCUUAAUGUGGCCCUAAUACUCCGCUGUACUGUACAUUGGACAAAUAAAAUAAGUAAAUAAAUAGAUAACAAUAAAACAAUAAAGUUAAAAACAGUAGAAUAAACUGCAGACAGUAAAAGAAUAAAAGCUACAGCGCCUACCAUUCGUGUGUGCUCAUUUAUGAAACGCAAAAUAAAAGUCUCAAGGGUUUGUGAGGCUCUAAUAUGGCCAGAUAGAAGGUUCCAGAGUCUACCUCGAGACUAAAGUCUGGUUUUGGGGAGUGGUGAUGCAGGAGCUCUGACAGGUACAGAGGGGCAAGACCGUGGAGGGCUUUAAAAACAAUUAGAACAACUUUUUAUUUACUUAUUUUGGGCGAUUUUUGCUUUUUAUUGAAAGGACAGGGUGAAAUGUUGGGAGACAGAGAGAGAGAAGAAGGAGGAUAUGCAGCACGUGGUUGGGGCCGGACUCGAACCCACGACCACUGCUGUAGUCCUCAUACAUGCGGCGCGCUGACCUGCUCAGCCAUCUGCGCGCCAAUAAUAAUUAAAAGAACCUUAAAAUAAAUGUGAGAGCGGACUGUGAGCCAGUGAGGGGUCACUAAAAUAAUGAUAUAAAUAAUCCUAGUCCUUGUCCUGAUUUAUUCUUAUGUGUGAUCAACAAUUGUGCAAAGAAAACAGAAAAUCUGAUUUCUAAAUUUAGGUAAAAUCCAUAUGAAGUUUGGUGUUGUAGAAACUCUCAGAUCCAAGAUGUUCAAAACAAAAACACCGUCCUGUCUCAGAGUAGUAAGAGUAUAGUAGGAAGUUGUGCAAUCAUUCUGAGUUUGUGUGUGGAGUUCAUAUUUGGGGCAACAAUCACCACGCCCACUUUAAUCCACAUGGAGGAAAUAUGAUGAAAAAUAAUGGGUGUCAGUGUCGCGCAUGUUACUCGCUGUUGGCAGUCCAGUACUGACACUGAUUAGUCAUGCAAACUCAUAAAAGUUGUUUACAGGACACCGUGUGCAUAAUCCUGCUUCAUCAAAACCAGAUUGUGUCAAGUGUGCACAGGUUUUCUCAGAUACAUGUCAUCUUUCCAUGAGGGAGAGAAGCAGCCGGACAUCAAACCAGAAAGAAGGAGGGAGGAAAAAACAUUAUUUUGGUUCAAUUAGAGCUUUUUCGCUUUUAGCUGGAGAGAAAACCGUGACCAUUUCCACUCCACCACAACCAAUAAAAGCUCUCACCAAACACUCAGAGCGUCUGGUUAGCAAUUUUCUGUCCUCACCCAAAAAGGUCACCUCUCACUGGCUGCCUCCAUGUUGUUGUGUAUCGCUCUGUAGAGGUUGAACUGAAUCUCCGACUCAUUUCAUCCUCCCCGCUCAAGGACUUUGAGGAAAGGAGGUGAAAAACAACAACAUGACUUCAUAUCCUCUGCCUUAUCUGAUACAGCAUGUGCAGAAAACAAUUGCGUCCCUCUGUGGUCGGCCCCCUAAUGUAAUCUGACACUGUGUAUGAGGAGGAAUGGAGAGCACCAUGUCGGCUGUGGGUGUGUUAGUCCUUAAUUCAGCAUUUUAUGCAGUGACAGCACAACAGCAGCAGUGUUCGGCAGUCCUGACAUGUUUUCACCGAGCUCUAGCUGUGUAUAAUUAGCUUCUGAGGUUAGGGGUGGGGUUCAUUGUGUUGCUUAUGAGUUUUUCAUUCUUUAUCAUCCACAGGAGCUUGCCCUGAGGAAUCAGCUGCCUACCAGUAUGGAUCAAGACGGCGGCACGAACCCUGUGUCCUCCCCUAUGGCCCAAGACGCCCGGACCAUGACUGCCAACAGCUCUGACCCAUUCCUCAACAGGUUGGUUUCAUGCAGAAGCCAAGGGUGAAGUGAAAGGGAGUCAUCUGUGGAGCAAAGAGCAAGCUGAGGUGCACUGAUUGACGUCAGAGCACUUGGCAAAAGCUCCACUCCUCCUUCAGCUUGUCAAACUUAAUUUUUUUCUGGUUUGAGGGGAAACUGCGUGCCCGCCUGUGUGAUCCGGAGCUCCGGUGAGAGCUCCCGGAGUUACACAAGUUGUAAAAACAGCAGCUUAACCCUCUUCACAUGGCAGUGACUCAUUUAUACCAGCAGGAGAUUAGCGCACAAUGACGACCUCUGCUGUACAGCCGAGGUAGCGAAACAACCGCAGACUAAAUGGUGGCGUAACCUGUGAAAAUAUGUUUCAAAACCACCCAAAGUGGAGACAGCAGGAACUUAAGAGUAAAGGACUGAAACUGACCCCAAAUCAUUCCCGAUGAGGAAAAAAGUGAAGUUUUUAUGAUUGUCUGUUCUGGGAAACUAAUCAUAGACGUUCGAGCUCCAGUUCUUCUGUAAGCAGAUGAAGUGAGGAGAGAGCUGAAUAGCAAGCAGGCCAUGAGAACAUGUGGUCCAGUCAGUAGACAGGCCAACCUAAUCUCCCCUCCUCCCCCUGUUGCCUCCGCUCCCCUGCUCUUACAAUGGCCUCAUUCAUCCUGCCUCUGCCAUACUCUGCCUACAUAUUUUUCCUCUGCUAAUUAGUAUAGGCUUGUCAAAUGUCUUCUCUCUGCCUCUUUGUCUCUCUGUUGCCCCAUUCAUGGUUGGCCUUUUUCCUGUAUUCGGUAAAAGAAGUGUAGCUCUUUUUCCCUCGCUGCUGUCACUGUGGAUUAGUCUCCUCAGUCACUCAAACAGAGAUAUCUGUGGAAAUGUGGAUGUAUGCAGAGGGUCCCUGAGGGAAUUAAAGCCACACUGUUACUUUCCAGCCUGUGUGUGUGCUUUUAAUAACUCUGUUUGCUUUGUCGGAUCAGUUAAUUGGAUUCAAUCAGUUCAGUCUGCAGGAGUGUGAAGGACUGAGAAACUUCCCUGAAACAUACAGCUCGUUAUUUCCCUCUGCACAAUUGAAUGUAGGGCUGGGCGAUAUGGCGUCAAAUCGAUAUCACGAUAUGUUGAUCAGUUCACCUCGAUAACGAUAAAUGGAUGAUAACUACUCCACAAACUGCUCACCCCCUCCCACGUUAACUUUGUCACCUUCAGCCGCUACAACUUUUGAACCGUCCUCCAUCUCCUCACCUGUCUUUCCCUUUUUGUUACGGACUGGAUGGGGUGGAGUCACCUCUCUGACAUCGCUUAACCAGGAUUUCCAUUGCAUCCGGAACGGCGCCAAUUCCUGCUGGAUCUGUUUGUGAGGCGGAUUUCGUGGCGAGAACUCACAAGAACCCGCGGAUUCACGUUCAAUCGCGUGAUAACAAGUUGUCUUUAGCCACAUAGGCUAACUAUAUAAGCAGUAGAUUGUGUCCUUCCAGAGGAGGAAAUCUACUACAAGUUAAUCUGUGCUGAACUUAUCCGGCAUGCUCUGGCGUCCAGAAAAAAUAGAACUCUUACGAUCGGCUGCGGAGUCUGGCGAUCAGCAGAGGAACGGAAAGAAGCGGGUGGAAAUUGACACAUUAGCUUGAAUGGUUAUGAUCAGCUACGAUCGGAGGAUACAGCCUUUUCGUAGUCAUGCCGAAAUCCAAAAACUAACAGUAAUCCACAUCCAAAACCAACUCUUAAUUGUUUAUUUUUUUGACACUGAAUAUACCCACAUGGGCAAAAUGACGUCGGUUAUUGUUGUAAAUUUUGGUAUCUGUAAAUUUUCGGUUUAUCGUCCAGCCCUAAUUGAAAUCAAGACGCUUAUGAGAGAUUCUGACACAAAUAUUUCUCUCUUUUUGUAUUUCUAGCGGGACCUACCACUCCAGGGAUGAGAGCACAGACAGCGGCCUGAGUAUGAGCAGCUACAGCGUCCCUCGCACUCCAGAUGACUUCCUGAACAGCGUGGAUGAGAUGGAGACAGGUGAGGCUGUAAAAUAAGAUAUGAUUAAAUGUACAUGCAUGUUGUUUUUAGGGCCUGUUUCAUGCAUACACACUGUUUAUAAAUGAUAUUGUCCAAUGCGUGGCGGCACAGUGGUGUAAUGGUUAGUACUGUCGCCUCACAGCAAGAAGGUCCUGGGUUUGAAUCCUGGUCAGGAUGUUUCUGUGUGGAGUUUGCUGAAGUGGGGUUAGAUUAAUUGGUCACUUUCAAAUUCCCUGUAGGUGUGGAUGUGAGUGCAGAUGGUUGUUCGUCAUUAUAUUGUUUGCCCUAUUAUGACCUGGCGUCUUGUCCAGGGCGUCCCCUGCCUUCGCCCUGAAGAUGCUGGGAUAGGCUCCAGCCUCCCUGCAACCCCCAACGUGAAAGUGAAAAUGGAUGGAUGGAUUUUCCGAGGCUCAUGUUGUAAUUUUUCGUUGAUCUUCUCCUUCUGUCCAUUAGGGGACCCUCUUCCACCUUCCAUGGCGACACAGCCCAGCCGUUUCCCCGACUACCUGGACGCCAUCCCGGGAACGGAUGUGGAUCUGGGCACCCUGGAGAGUGAGAGCAUGGCGGUGGAGGGCGAGGAGCUGAUGCCCAGUCUGCAGGAGGCCCUGAGCUCUGACAUCCUCAACGAUAUGGAGUCUGUGCUGGCAGCUACCAAGAUCGACAAGGAGAGCUUCCUCACAUGGUUAUAGAGGACCUGAGCAGGGCGCUCCUCACUCCUCCGCGUACACUCUGAACUGCUGCCUGCUCUGAUCUGUGAAGGAUUCAUAGAUGCUUUUACAAGACAUUUCAGCGAGCGUCUCUGGACUUCUGUCUCUGUCUCGGCAUGUAAGGCCAUCCUCCUUUUGAGGCAGUAUUUCUCUGUUCUUCUCACUGCUGUGUUAUCUCUUUAUUUUGUCUGUGUCGUCAAGGCUGGCCCAUGAACAGACAAUUACGCAAGGGUCCCCAGUUCUUUCACAGGUCUGUCAGUGAAUCUAGGGCAUGUUUACCCUGCUCGUCCCCUGGUCUUCCCUCAUAGCUGAGCUUGGCUGAUGCAUGUGCUCUUCUGUAAGGACUGUCAUCAUCGGCUAUCGCCCGGAGUCUCUGGUGCCUCUUCCUCUUCCAUGAGAGCUUGAAGCAGCAGUUCUUAAACUGAAUUUGGGACUUUUGCAGCUAGCUUGAGUAGCUUUAUAUUUGGCCUUGUGAGUUUUUAUCCUUUUUUUUUUUGUUUGUUUUUAAUGAGCCUGAGAAACCAAAAAUGAUGUAUUCGAAGCAUAAAGAACAAUACUGAUUUGGAGUAAAGGUAACGUGAGGCCCAGUGUGGACAUAUUGGCUCUGCUUUGGGUGUGUGUGUGUGUGAGGGGCGGGGGGUUAAGGGUUGGAGCCUGGGGACCGACUACAUUGCUGCUUGGCUGUGCCAGCAAGUCUAAGUUAAACCUUUGAUAGAUCAAGUGCCUUCAGUUCUGCUUUUUGAGACGCGAGCAAAUCGAACAAUGACGUGGUUUCUGUAAUUCAGCGACAAGCAUCAGGCUGUUGGUGUAAAUCAGCCUCCCCACUUUCCUCUUUGCUAAUGUUCAAUAAUCAAACUGUCUUUUGGUUUAUACACACAUUAUAUAAGGGGAUUUAGGGAUUUCUGUUUGUUUUUGUAACCCUAGCUUCUUUGUAUCUCAGUCUUAUCCAAGCGUAAUUCAUGAUUCACUCUUUGUGUUAUUUUUUAGUAUUCUUUAUUUUUAGGUUACUACAUAUGUAUGAUAGCUUAGAUCAAAUGGCAUUUUGCUUGUUUUUAACUUCUUUCAUAGAUGAAUUUAUACAUUUUUAACAUGGUCGACUGUUAUCACAGCAUGUCACUUCAUCAAGAUGCAGUCUGCCGAGACACGGAUUGAUUCAGUUUGGGCUUUUUUGUAACCAUCGAGCUGAUUCUCUUCUGUCGGAUUUACUUUAUUCAUAUAAGUGUUAUUGUGUAUUUGUUGAUCACAUGCAGCUUUUACUAUCAUCCUGAACAUUAACCAAAAAAGCAGAUCUCUUGGCUAAACAGAAACUGUAGCUCUGUGAUCAGUUCAACUUUGUGACGGCGAAGAAAACACAGAGUUACGAAGUUCGAGAGAGUCUUCCUGAGGAGGGAGGUGUUGAAAUUUAGGGUUUCUGGACUUCAGCGGGGACAAGUUUAAGAAGGUUUAAGAGUCACGUCGAGGGGGGAGAGGCCGAGGCUGGGGUUUGACUGAUGGCAGCGGGUUCGUGUAGAUCGAUGAAAUGUGUAGAUUUUUGCGAAGUGAUCAAAAACAAUCAGUAAUUAUCUCAGUCAGGAAUUGUUGCGGCGGAUUCCAAAGAUGUUUGUGUAAUGACACUAAUUUUGCUUCCAUUUUCACGAGUCCAGAAACAAAAUGAUUUGUAAAUCAGCCUGUGUAUGAACAAACUGUAUAAGCUAAUGAGGAAAUGAUGUAACUUUUAAGUGUCGUGGUCAUGUCUGGAUAGGUCUAGCUGAGAGAUUCUUUUUCUAUGAUAAGUUGGUUGUUUUGAGUGACUAACCCUGAGAUUUAAGGACGAGGUUUCAGAACAGAGAAACGAGCGAUUCUCCGACAAACUCUCACAUGUUUACAUUCUCUCUGCGGCAGCCACAGUGACAACUCUCUGCCACCACAUUAUUUUCGUGUUUACAGUAUGACCACAUCUUCGCAGUAACAGCUGAUUGACCGGAUCAGCUGUUACAUUACUUGUCACAUUCACGCCACAUUCACACACUGAUGGCAGAGAAGUUUUUGGCUGAUCCCGUUCACACACCUAUGGGUGCAGCCAGCGGGGGCGGGUGGGGUCAGGUGUCAGCCCCGGGAUCGAACCCCCGAUGACCAACUCUACCACUGAGCCACAGCCGCCCCUAAAUCAACAGACAUGAACAAGUUUUUUAUUCUCUUUGAGAAACCUCUUUCUAGUUUUGAUUUUAUUGACCAUUGAAUCAUGUGUUAAUGAUGGAUUUAAGGUGGAUAAACAGUGUUGGUGAGAACAAUGCAACUUAAAUGAGCGGUACACUACAGUGCUUGUAUCGCACGGUUACAGAGUUAUAAUUUUCAUGCUAUGAUGCGUUCUGUCACACAAAUCGGAUUUUAUGCUUACUUACUGUGUAAUUGUCAGAGCAUAUUAGCUGCUGACUGUCAUUGUAGCAGUAGAACUAAUCACACGAGUUAUAAAGGAUUUUGUAUUUAGAGUUUUCUAAAUGCACAUGAAAUGAAUUUAUAUUCAGUAAUGAUCUGUUCAUUUUUGAUAGAUAUGUGCAUGUGUUUUAGAGCAAUAAAUUCUGUUACAUUAUAUCUUGGUUCAUAUCAUACUUUGAAAUUGGCCUGCAAUAAAGUAUAUUCUUUGUGGUAAAGAUGCCUGAUGUUA
Molecule: messenger RNA, 26076 nt
Organism: Xyrichtys novacula (pearly razorfish)
Lineage: Eukaryota; Metazoa; Chordata; Actinopteri; Labriformes; Labridae
Source: the annotation of a GenBank genome assembly